UGAAGUUGUCGCUAUCACAAACAGUAGUUGACAGAUCUUAUUUUCGGACUCAUGUACUGUGAGUCACGAUUUGCAUUUUGUAUUCACCGCAAGUGAGAGCGUUGAACCUGAAGCGCUGACAUUGUGAAGUCAUGAAAGGCAUAUCGUCUAAGAUACGUAUAUAUCUCUCGCACAACGCGACUGAACAGCGGUUGCGAUGAAAUGCAUUGUGCGUGCCCAGUCCAUAUCGGUUUCGAUGUCGUGUCUCAUUAAGUACGUCUUCCCUUGUCCUGUUCCUUGCACAAGGUCGCAAAGGAGUGCCUAAUUUGCCCCCCUUAGCCUUGGAAAGUUGCACAGACAUUCGAGUCACAAGUAGUCGUGAGAGAUGAUCAAACUCCUCUGUCCAUAUUUCUUGGGUCAUCACUAACCCAUACAGCUUUCUAAUUGACCUGCCCUCACGCAUACAUAGGUCCUCGAGUCGAGAUGCCAUCACUCUUGAGGAACACUCUCGAUCACGCCUUCGUGCGUAGUAAGCGCCCCGGAGAUGUCAAGGUCCACAGGGAGAAAGAGUCAUCUCGAGGAUCAGCCUCGUCCUUGGCACCACACGAACGUAUCCUGCACUACGUUGGCAAAGGACGUACAUAUGUCUGCCGAUGUACGAACCCUAGGCGGCAUUCCGUGCGUAUCUCCUGCGUGGCUUUCGAAUCGAGGCAUCUGAGUGCAGAUCUUACGCUGUAUCUAGAACGCCAUGAUCUUCAAUCAUGCGCCGUUGCCGACUUACAAGAUUACCACGAAUGGCAAGACGCCAAGUGGGAGGUAGAAGAGGUCUACGCUGACGAGUUUCAUUAUGCCAAUCGAAACAAGGACGUUGUGUGUCGCUGCUUACAGCCAUGGAGCCAUGACUAUGGCACCCCUCGGCAUCCCGAGAUCAUCGAGCGAUGCGCGGAGUUCUUCUGCGCACACACCGGCGAGCUCACGGCUACCAAGAAGCAGUGGAAAUCCUUCGACAACAGCUCACCCCCUCCGUACUCAUUCAUUGUACGAGACCAGCCUGGUCACCCGAGAACGUACCAAGACAGCGGGAAGAAACAUCGACCAACAAUAUCGCCAGAGGUGAAAGUGCGGGACAAAAUCGAGCGUAAAGCUUCGGUCAUGCCAGAACAUCGUGGUCAUGUCUCAAUACAAGAAGCAACACCAGAACGUGAGCCAGGAAUGCUCUCUCAAGCGUGGCAGACCGCCCAUCCAUCACUUUCGAAGGCUCGACCCGGUGCAGAAUCGGCUUACAGCACACCGAUGGGCACCGUACCACCUUCAAGGUCGGCAAGUCCUUCAGUAGCACUGAACAUGACCCAGUGUGCUUCUUCGUCUGCCUCCUCGUCCCAGUCUCAAGGCGAGGCAGAUACAGCUGAUGAUUAUGGUACCACAACCCGCCGUGAACCUCUGCCGUUCGACAAUGGUCUGUGGUACCGAGAUCGUCUCCACUAUGAGAAGUAUGGAGAUAUGGCCAGCCAAAUUUCGGUGGAGGAGCUUUUCGCUCGUAGUUUGCCAGUCGAACUUCCAGGUUUCGGCCGCGAUGAAGGAAAUCAGACUCCGGUUGCAGAACUCACAGAUUGUAGAUCGCCGGUGGAACUUCCGGCUACACCCGUACGCCGACGACACACUGCAACGCUGAAAAAGCUCAAGGGACGGGAAUGGGACACAGCUUCGGAAUUGGAAGCCAAGCACUCGAGACUCCGGCACGAACAAACCAUCAAUGGUACGUUCGAUUACGCACGUAAGACCGCAAGACUGAGCUCACCCUUUGAGUAGAAUCUUCAUACCGCGACAUUCUUACUGCCCUACCAAGAGGAGUUUCUUCUUCGCCAUGCUGUAGCGCAUUCCCCUAUAGACCUUGCACGUGCUGAGCAAUGCCAGCUGUGCGGUCACCAUUCUCGGCAUGCACGAAAACGACUUGGUAUGCUGCCGGAUUGUGGUUGCGUUAUACGUGGAACAUAUUUCCUGUAGAGAUUGCGCAAGCUUGACCAGCAGUUCGGCAGAUGUCCAGUCUGUGGCAUAGCAAUG
This is a messenger RNA of Alternaria alternata, 2040 nucleotides long. RefSeq lists its product as hypothetical. Bases 463 to 1788 code for a protein of 441 amino acids. The transcript has 2 exons. The record is from RefSeq and is a predicted model, not a curated record. NCBI's taxonomy places the organism in Eukaryota, Fungi, Ascomycota, Dothideomycetes, Pleosporales, Pleosporaceae.